AGCAGAACUUGUUGAUCUCAGAGUUGUGAGAGUUUGUAACUUGUCUGUUCCGGUCGGUUCCGAGCCCGCUGACCCGGUCCGUCUGGAGGCGGGUCUCUGUUAGCUGUUAGCCGUUAGCUUCAGGUGACGUCUCGUGCCAUCAAACAUGUCGGCAGGACAGCAGAGAGCGACGUUCCUGUUCCAGCUGCCGCCCGCCGUCCUGUGGGAGUUCUGCCGGGUCAUGGACGGGCUGUCGGACCUGGACUGGACCCGCUUCGCCUCCGAGGUGCUCGGGGACCAGACCGCCGUGCGAUUGGCCGAGAGGACGAAGAGGCGGACCGACUGGGUGAUGAACCAAUGGGAGGCCAGGAACGGUCGCGUCGGGGAGCUGAUCGACCUGCUGGAGCGCCUGGAGCUGCUCCGCCCCCGUGACGUCAUCCUGGGCUGUGCCUCCAGUCUGAAGCCCUCCCCUCCCCCCAAGGCCACGCCCACACUGAGCACUGUCACACUGAGCUCCACAGUGGCGUGGAGACUGAGCGAUGACCUCCUGUUCUUCAUCCAUGAAGGAGGACGGAGACCCCUCCCCAGACCGGACCCGCCCCCCCUCCCCAGACCGGACCCGCCCCCCCAGAACCUGAAGUCUGACUUCCACCAACCCGCCCCGCACCCCCCGGUGGUUUCAAGCAGCAGUGGGGUGAUGUGCUGGUCGUAUAAAGAGGUGUAUGCUGGGACGAUGGGCUUCUCCCCCUCCCUGCAAGUGGGGGAGGGGGGGUUCGGUGUGGUCUACAGAGCGUCUCUGAGGAACACCGACUGUGCUGUCAAGAGACUCAAACAGGAUUGUCUGCUGGACUGGACUCUGCUGAAGGAGAGCUUUCAGACUGAAGUGGACAAACUGUCAAAGUUCAGACAUCCCAACAUCGUAGAUCUGUUGGGCUUCAGUGAAGGACCAGAAUCAGUGUGUCUGAUCUACAGCUACAUGGAGCUCAGGUCACUGGAGGACCAGCUACACAAUGAGUGUGUGUCUCUGUCCUGGCCUCAGAGAGUGGGCGUGGUUAAAGGAGCCUCAACGGCGCUGCAGUUCCUUCACUUCCCUCCAGGCGGACACGCAGCCCUGAUCCACGGAGACGUCAAGAGCUCAAACAUCCUGCUGGACCGCCACCUGGUGGCCAAGCUGGGGGACUUCGGUCUGGCUCGGUUCGCGUGUCGCGGCUCGGCGGGGCGCCCGGCGGCUCAGACGGCGUCGGUGGGUAAAACGGCGACGGUCAGAGGAACGCUGGCGUACCUGCCCGUUGAAUACGUGAGGGACGGAGAGCUGGGGACGGCCGUAGACGUGUACAGCUUCGGAGUGGUUCUGAUGGAGGUUCUGACCGGACGUCGAGCUCUGCAGAAGGACAGGAAGACGGGAGAGACGUACCUGAAGGACCUGGUGGAGGAGGUUGAGGACAGUCUGACGGGUUCUCCUGCAGAGGCCUGGAGGAGACAGCUGGACCACCGGCUGGUCUCAGGGGGCGCUGAGGAGCCUGCUGGCUGCAUGGCGCUGGUGGCUCUGGCCUGCAGGUGUCUGAACAAGAAGCGGAAGAAGAGACCGGCCAUGACAGAGGUGUUUGACAAACUUCAGGAUAUCCAUGUCACCGCGAGCAACACCAGGUCCUCCUCCCCCCUCCAUGACCCUCCUCAUCCUCCUCUUCAUCCACGCCCUCUGGACUCCAGUAUGGGAGCGCUGUCCAACCAGCUGUCCAAACUGGGACCACUAGAGGACACUAGCCGGCUCUCCCAGUGCUCCCGGUUGUCCUCCUCCUGCUCCCUCACCCCUCCUCACGCGCUACACUCCUCCUCCUCCUCCUCUUUCACCGGCCCGUGUGAAACCGAUGAGAGUCGAGGCUUCUCCCAGUAUGACAUUCGCUCCCAGUUCAGCUCUAAUGGGUCCAGGUCUCUGUUUCCAUCCCCCAGAGACCAGCAUCACAGUCCAACUGGGUCCACAGAGUCCCAGUUGAGCCAGCCUUCUGUCCCCACCGAAGACCAGUACCCUCCCCUCACCGGGCCCCUCCCAGGACCAGACACUGAAGGGCGGACCACAGCAAGGCUCUACGGUGUCCCAGAAUGCAUCUCUCCUGGGGGGUCCCUGCUGUCGUCGUCUCCGGAGACCUCCGGCAUCGUGAAUCCCAUCCCGCAGAAAGAUCUGCCCGGAGAAGCAAGGAUUCAAACUGCCGACGACCUCUAUGGAGGGGAGAGACCCGAGAGACGACCAGAGGAGAGCGACGAGCUGGACUACAACUGACCGGCCGGCCGGAACCGUGACGUCCACCGGGUGGAGACCAACCGUGACGUGUUGCCGGUGGCGUUGUGUUGCCGGUGGCGUUGAGUUGCCGGUGGCGUUGUGUUGCCGGUGGCGUUGUGUUGCCGAUGGCGUUGAGUUGCCGGUGGCGUUGUGUUACCGGUGACGUGGUGUUGCCGGUGGCGUUGAGUUGCCGGUGGCGUUGAGUUGCCGGUGGCGUUGAGUUGCCGGUGGCGUUGUGUUACCGGUGACGUGGUGUUGCCGGUGGCGUUGUGUUACCGGUGACGUGGUGUUGCCGGUGGCGUUGAGUUGCCGGUGGCGUUGUGUUAACGGUGACGUGGUGUUGCCGGUGGCGUUGUGUUGCCGGUGGCGUUGUGUUAACGGUGACGUGGUGUUGUGUUGCCGGUGGCGUUGUGUUGCCGGUGGCGUUGUGUUACCGGUGACGUGGUGUUGCCGGUGGCGUUGUGUUGCCGGUAACACAACGUUACAACAGCCAGGCUUUUCCCAUCAUGCACUGGGCCACCUGCUUUGUGUGCACGGCGUCAGAUCAAGUUGUGACACACAUCUACCCAGCAUGCAUUGCGCCGGUCUGAAAUCAACUAAAAAAGUAAAAAGCGACCAAUAGGAGGAGCACUGUGAUUGGUUACCGAGGAGAAGGAGGCGGAGCUCUGACCCAAAGGAAACUGACAAAAUAAAAGACUUGUCGGAUUUCUCGGACAACCAAUCUGAACUCUUUUUAAGGUUUGGUCGUCAUGGAGACGGCGAAGGGCGGAGUCAACAGUGUUCAGGAUAUUAAUGCAGAUUAACGGGGUUUAAUUUAUUCUCUUCCUGCAGCAUCAAAGUAUUUGUUUUUUCCUUUUUUACAAACUAUUUUAUUCUUCUGUGGUUUCUCCGUGACGUUUAGUUUAAGUCUUUGUGAAUAUUCUCAACAAUAAAGGUAUUUUUUUAGCGGC
Pseudoliparis swirei is the source of this 3207-nucleotide messenger RNA. It is a transcript of the gene irak1, whose product is annotated as interleukin-1 receptor-associated kinase 1. The coding region runs from base 146 to 2257 and encodes 703 amino acids. NCBI's taxonomy places the organism in Eukaryota, Metazoa, Chordata, Actinopteri, Perciformes, Liparidae. The record is from RefSeq and is a predicted model, not a curated record. Gene Ontology annotation, biological process: signal transduction; protein phosphorylation. Gene Ontology annotation, molecular function: ATP binding; protein binding; protein kinase activity. The transcript is spliced from 15 exons. Gene Ontology annotation, cellular component: plasma membrane.